AUGAAUAAUAUGGAUUCAAAUAACGCGGUAAAAAUAACCGGGGAGUCUACAAAAAAUCGAAAAGUUAUGAUUGAUCGUAGUACUUCCAAUGGUUUUAUAAAAUUAAAUAAAUCGAAUAUAGAAAUAUCUGAUCAAGUUAAAUCAGAGAGCAAAAAUAGUAAACAUGAAAAUUUAAAGAGUAAAUUUAUUCCACUGACUACAAAUGAUCGUGAUAUGCCAGAUUUUUUGGAAGGAAAUUAUGAAGAGUCUGAUAUUAUGAGUAAUAAAAAAUUUAUUAUUUGUUCUAGAAGUACACAAACUGAAAAUACCGAUGACAUACAUCCAUCAAAUAUAUUACGCACAAGUGAAUUUAAUCAUCCAGCAAUCAUAAUAAACACAUCAGUUACUCGUCGAUUGAAUACUCCAAAUACGGAGAAUAAUUAUACAAAUCAUGAAUUAUUGUUGACGAAAUCUCAAUUGUAUAAUGUACAUCAUAAAUAUCAUAAAUUAAAAAAAUGUUUUCAUAAAUUGUACUCGGAAUACCAGAAAGUACGUGACAUCGCAGGUGUAUUUACCGAAUCAAUUGAGAAAUCUGUACACGGUGAACCCGUUGAUUUACGUGUGACACUUCAAACUUGUCGACAAAUCUAUCCAGAUGCUUUUGAUUACAAUUUUUCUCAUGAACAUAUACAAUCUGAGCAAGAUGAUGAUUAUUUUAAUUCAAGCAAUAAAAAAUCAAUGCUGAGUACUGUACCAUUAUUAUCAAAGUAUUUAAAUUAUAAUAAAAUUAAAUUACAUCUUAUCAACGCAAAUAUUAAGCUAAAAUUAUUAGUUUUACAAGCAUUACGUUGGAAAAUAACAUUGAGUCAGCCAGUAGAACGCAAUGAAACAAUAAAUGAGUAUAUAAAAAAUGAUUUAUUGGAUUUACAUAAAAAUCAAGAUGGAUCUAAUGAUAACAGUGGAAGAUCAUCAAUUUUGCCGUAUUUAUUGAUACCUUUAGAUGUGGUAGAGCCACAUCCUUUACAACAAUCAGCAGCACGAUUAUUAAAUACAUUUGCUUCUUUUAAAUCCGGCAGGAAUUAUUUAGCUGAUGGCCCAAUUAUUCUAAAUGUGAUAGUACAGUGUUUAGAUAGCAAAAAUUCCGAAUCAAUAGACGCUUUUACCUGUGACAUGAUAAUCGCAACACUACAAAAACUUUCUUUACGAAGAAAUCAGAGAUUAUACAUGAUCGCAGCUGGUCUUGUAGAAUGGUUGAUUCAUCAUUUGAAAGCCGAGUGUCAUACAAUGGGCACGUACAGAUUAGAAUAUGCAACAGCACUUUUAAUGAAUUUAUCACUACAGAAAGAGGCACAAGUGCGUGCUGCUGCAAUGCCAACGAUCCUCAUAUCAACAUUAAUCAUUCUACUGUCAUUAGAACACUUGCCUGCUUUACCGUAUGUUAAUGGAUCCCUGAAUAAUUUUAUUGCUAAUAGUACUAUUAAUAAAGAAGCUAAAAUCAUUGGAUUGGGAUCGAUUUUAGAGUAUCAUCGACGAUAUAGAACUGGUGAAUUAAGAAAACAUCUUGAUCACAUUUUAUUGAGACACAGGCGCCCGAAUAAUGAAAUAAUUGAAGAAGUUAUCAAUGACGAUGAUGAUCGUGAAGAAUAUGAUAAUCUAGAUGAUGAAUUAGAUGAAAUGGAUCCAGUCAAAGUUAAUCCCGGUGAUUUAUUCGGUGAAACGCUAUUAGCUACUUGUUACUCAUUACCUCCGGACAUGUUUCCGAGUGAUAAAUCUCAGGAUGUCAAAAUAACGGAUGAAUCAAUUAAUGAUAUAAAUUUACAGAAUGAUGAAUCCUACUGCAAAUCAAGAGAAAAUACGGAUGAAACUUCAACUGCAAUUCAAGACCCAGAAAUCGUUGACGAUGAAUUGAGUACUAUCGCAUCAUUUGUUAGUGAACCAUUUAAUGAAAUAACAGAUGAGAAAGAAGAAGAAGAAGAUGAAGCAUUUAUAUCAAAACCAAAAAUAUUUCGAACACCACCACAAAGUGCAUCAUCGCUUUCAAUUAAAUCAGAUUCUAAUAAUAUAAAAAAAUAA
Messenger RNA from Microplitis demolitor, 2052 nucleotides. Its product is annotated as lisH domain-containing protein ARMC9. Bases 1 to 2052 code for a protein of 683 amino acids. The transcript has 10 exons. Gene Ontology annotation, biological process: cilium assembly. Lineage: Eukaryota; Metazoa; Arthropoda; Insecta; Hymenoptera; Braconidae. Gene Ontology annotation, cellular component: centriole; ciliary basal body; ciliary tip. The record is from RefSeq and is a predicted model, not a curated record.